Molecule: messenger RNA, 2148 nt
Organism: Exophiala viscosa
Lineage: Eukaryota; Fungi; Ascomycota; Eurotiomycetes; Chaetothyriales; Herpotrichiellaceae
Product: vesicle-fusing ATPase
Exons: 1
Coding region: 1-2148 (715 amino acids)
Cellular component (GO): cytoplasm
Molecular function (GO): ATP hydrolysis activity; ATP binding
Source: RefSeq, a predicted model, not a curated record
AUGUCAGCCUUCGUCGUUCGCCCGUCCAAUACGGAUAGGGAUGCGUUUCGCAUCAAGUUGACCGCCGUGUCUAUGCUCUCUCUGAAACUGAGAUCUGGAGAUACAUGUGAAAUUAGAAGGGUGGAACCCGACGAUCUGCAACAUGGGAGAAAGUUAGCAAUCGCCUGGGAGGCCUCAGGUGCAGGCAUGAGCGAUAAGGUUGCGCAGACCUCAAAGCUGCUGCAAGAGGUUUACGGAUUCAGAUUAGGCGACAAGAUCAUUAUUUCAAGAUCAUCCCAAUCAUUACAAAACGCCGAAAGAAUAUUUCUCAGCAACUGUGGAAAUCCCAUUGGACAGAAUGACGUGCAGUUCUGGCAGCAGUACGCUGAAAAGGCCAUCCCUACUACCAAUGAAUGUUUGGUGCACAGUCAAAAACUACAACUCAAGAUUGGCGAUGAGACGGCCGAACUUGUUGUGAAGGACGUCGGUAUCGCCAACGCCAUGAUCGCACGAGUAACAAGAAACACAAAGAUCCGAAUUGCUAGUGGUGACCACGAAGCAGCGCAGGCUACGAAAAUCGACUUUCAACCUAAGCAUCUGGGCGGACUGGACAAGCAGGUGCUACAGAUUCGUAAAAUUGUCGGCCGGGUAUGUCAGCCUGCUGUCAAGCAGCAUUUGAAGUCGUAUCAGCCAAAACAGGGGGUCUUACUGUACGGAGCAAAAGGCACAGGAAAGACUGCUUUCAUAACAGCCUUGGCUGAGUCUGGCUGGCCGAACGUCAUAGACUGGAAGCCUGGAACACAAAUACGCACAUCACCCGAGCCUCAGCUCAUUAUUAUACGCCCUGCAUAUCUGUCACGCAACUCAGGUGGUACAGCAAAUAGCGCAAACGAAGUUCAAUCCCUAUUCGAGCAGAUCAGAAAUACUCCAACCCUGGUGGUUGGCGAAGCGCAACAUCCCAACGACAUUGACCAGAGUCUACGAGUAAGAGGCAAGUUCUCUGCUGAGAUCGAACUACCCAUCCCUUCAGCCCAGCAGCGGAAAGAAAUCCUCUUGGCCAUACGCGGGUAUGAUCAAUGCCUCAACGAUGACCUCCUGCAACAAAUGGCCGAUAGAACCCACGGCUACGUGGGCGACGACCUGUACUCCCUCUUGUGCGAGACAGUAGAACUCUCAUACGAAGGCACCAUGUCAACGUCAUCUGCCCCGGCGGUUGCUCAAGACACAACGGACGAAACCAUGCCCAUUGUUAGAGCUACGGACGCCGACCUCAACGCCGCACUCCAACAAAUUCGCCCCUCAGCCCUCCAGGAGAUCUUCCUUGAAACUCCUAACGUGCGAUGGUCUGACAUAGGCGGCCAACACGAGAUCAAGCGGCAACUUCACAACGCCGUAGAUCGGCCACUAAAGCACGCAGACCGCAUGGCUAAACUAUCACUCAAGCCGAAGAAGGGCGUCCUUCUCUACGGCCCACCAGGCUGCUCCAAGACCCUCCUCGUCCGCGCUCUAGCCACAGAAGCGGGCCUCAACUUCCUGGCCGUCAAAGGUGCAGAGCUGAUAUCAAUGUACGUCGGCGAAAGCGAGCGCGCAACCCGCGAGGUAUUCCGCAAAGCCCGCGCCGCGAGUCCAAGCAUUAUUUUCUUCGACGAGAUCGACGCCAUCGCCUCAACGCGCGGCGGAAGUGACUCCAGCUCCAACUUGAAUGUUCUAACGACGCUGCUCAAUGAGAUGGACGGCUUCGAAGAGUUGCGCGGUGUCUUUGUCGUCGCCGCGACGAAUAAACCGCAGAACAUUGACCCGGCAUUGAUGCGCCCGGGACGAUUUGACAAUGUGGUGUACAUUGGCCCGCCGGAUUUCGAGGCACGCAAGGAGAUCUUUCGGAACCGCUUAAGUAAGGUUCAGUAUGUGCAUAGCGAGGAUCUGGAUGAGGGCGCUGGUGCGAGCGGGCGUCUGGACUUAGAUACUGAGGAGUUCGCGAAGGCGACGAAGGGCUUCUCUGGGGCAGAGGUGGUGGCCAGCCUCGAAACGGCUAUGGAAGGCGCCUUUGAUGAUGAUAGAGAUUAUGUCGUUGCCGAUGACGUUCGUCAGGCUAUUGGACGGACACCUAAGAGGAUUACCCAUGAGAUACUGGAGGAAUUUGAGGCUUGGAAUGCUGAGCUUAUGCGAUGA